Molecule: messenger RNA, 4769 nt
Organism: Manihot esculenta (cassava)
Lineage: Eukaryota; Viridiplantae; Streptophyta; Magnoliopsida; Malpighiales; Euphorbiaceae
Exons: 9
Coding region: 276-2597 (773 amino acids)
Biological process (GO): cellular response to UV-B
Cellular component (GO): Cul4-RING E3 ubiquitin ligase complex
Molecular function (GO): protein binding
Source: RefSeq, a predicted model, not a curated record
UCCUGAACUCUGACAACAAAGGAAGAAAGAAAGCCCAGACGUGGCACCCAAAGCUGCAACAGCUAUAGCGACUUUCUUCUCCUCUUCUGCUUUACAUUUGCUGCACGGACGCAAGCUCAACCGCUCACUCUCUCUCCCUCUCUGCGUAUUUGUUCAAGGGGCAGAGACUUCGAUGAUCCACCUCCGCUGUUGCCUUUGUUGCAGUAUUUGUGAUUGCUGAUUAGAAUCCUCUUUUCUCUCAAAGUUGACUUAUCAAAUUCUGAUCAUGGCCAUGGAUGUUUCAUCCUUGCAAAAUAUCUUGUCAAUUGCUACUUGCCUAUGAACAUGGAAACUUGCAAAUUUUCAGUUCUGAAGCCAAGAAUCUAAAAGCAAGUUAUGUUGAUUCCUGUGAAAGACAUGGGGUCCUACCUAAUGCUGCGAUUUUAUCUGGCUUCUUCAAGGCUGAGGUCAAAAAGACUUGCAACGAAUUAUGUAGCUUGGACAUAUUCUUGGACCAACUUAAUGAUUUUGACUUUCCUCCUCUUCUCGAUGUUUGUUUGUCAAUUGAAACUUCUGAGAUUGAAGCUGUUGACAUACAUAAUGGAUCAUCACGUGUGUUGAAUGGAGACUAUGCUUUAUCUUUGAUGCGUGCAUUUAAUCAAAAGCUUCGAGUGGUAGAUCUUCAGGAUUCAUUGUAUGGAAAGGACUUCUUAAGGGAACUCUCUCAAGGAGGGUUGACAUGCCAAGUUUUAAACUUGAGAUCUUCACGUUUCCGAAAGCUCAACAUGGCAGGGGAAUUCAUGCGAAUAUGCACCCUUAAUCUUGAUUUCAAUACCUCACUUUCUAGCUUCCGCGAGGAUUGUUUUACUUGCAUGCCCAAUCUAAGUUGCCUAUCAAUGUGUGCAACAAGAGUUGCAAAUUUAUGGACAACCAUUGCAGCACUUUCUAAACUCUCGUCUUUGGUGGAGCUGAGGUUUCAAAAGUGGAUGUGCUGUAAUGAGGCUGGGUCUUCUUCGGCACCAUCUGGUGAUAAGUCAGAUUAUCAAUGUGAAUUUGGUCAGAUGAGCAGUUUUUCCAACAAUGAAGCACUGCCCAUUGUUAGAAGUGAGCAAACAGAUUUUAACUUGGGCACAGAAGAGGCACUCAGGAAUAUGUUCUCUUUCAAUGAUGUAACAAUAAAUCAAGAAGUUCAAAGCAUGAUGGAAGAUUCAUCAGAUGACAGUGAAGUGGAUUUUUCAACUCACUGGCAGGAAUUUGAGUACAUGGAUUCAUUGUCUAAUGAAACUUCAGCGCGGAACAGACAAAUCAAUGUGCAGAAUGAGGUGUCUUUUGGUACUAUGUGCAAUCACAGUGAAGAAUCCUUGGCAGGUGCUUUUACAAGGCAUAUUGCAGAUGUUGCUUUGAAGUAUAUUUCAUGUCAUGCUUCGCCCAUAUGCUAUGAGAAGCAUUAUAAAGAAUACAUGAUAGCUUCAUUGCCCCAUUUGAAAACUUUAGAUAACUUGCCAAUAAGAAAGAUUGACAGGGAAAGGGCUGCUGUUACAUAUUCACAAUAUUUUGAGUACUUACCAUACAAUCGAAAAUAUAAAGAGAGUGUUGUUCAUAUUUUGAAUAAGCGUGAAAUAAAGGAAAGUCGUACUUCUUUGCAGACUAAGAACCAUAAGCCUUCAUAUCCUUGCAGAAACUCACAAUCCUUCUAUACCCGAUCUUUUUGUGCUGCUAAAGUGAGUUCUUCAGCUUGGCCUUCUUUGCAUCCACUUUCUGUGUCAGGUGGUGAUUUGGGGGGUGGAAGAAGGAGCUUUCGACCAAGACAGUUUGAGUAUCAUCCUUCUAUCUCUAGCCUUUUGGUAUUUGGAACUUUAGAUGGUGAGGUAGUUGUUGUCAAUCAUGAGAAUGAUAAAAUAGUUAGUUAUGUGCCCUCACUUGGAGCGAUGAACAGUGUAUUGGGGCUAUGCUGGCUCAAGAGUUAUCCAUCCAAGCUCAUAGCUGGUUCUGAUAAUGGCUCACUGAAAUUGUAUGAUGUUGAGCAUAUGAUCCCAACACGUACAGGCAUGUGUUCAGGUGCUGGCUCAGUCACCUUUGAUGAUUUUGACCAGUUGACAUCUGUUCAUGUUAAUGCUACGGAUGAGCUAUUUCUUGCAAGUGGAUACUCAAAAAAUGUUGCUCUGUAUGACAUCAAUUCUGGAAGGAGAAUACAGAUGUUCACUGAUAUGCACAGGGAACACAUCAAUGUGGUGAAGUUCUCAAACCAUUCCCCAUCAGUUUUUGCUACUUCUUCAUUUGAUCGGGAUGUCAAACUAUGGGACUUGAGACAGAGACCAAUACAGCCUUGCUAUACAACUUCAAGCUCUAAUGGAAAUGUGAUGGUUUGCUUUUCUCCAGAUGAUCACUAUCUUCUUGUGUCUGCUGUUGACAAUGAGGUUCGACAACUUUUGGCCGUUGAUGGGAGGCCACACUUGAAUUUUGAGAUAUCACCAACUGCAAGUUCACAGAAUUAUACUCGCUCCUACUACAUGAAUGGAAGGGAUUAUAUUAUAAGUGGGAGUUGUGAUGAACAUGUGGUCCGUGUCUGCUGUGCUCAAACUGGAAGGCGUCUCAAAGACAUAUCUUUGGAGGAUUGAAAGGAAGUUCUUGCAGAUCAUAAAUGGAAGGGAGCAAUGAUUGAAGAGAUGAAUGUACUGGCCAAAAAUGAGAUUUGGAAGCUUGUGACUCUCCCACCUGAGAAGAAAUUUGUUGGCUGCAAUUGGUGUUCACUGUGAAAUACGAAGUAGAUGCAUCAAUUGAAAGAUUCAAUCCUAGACUAGUGGUCAAGGGACACACUCAUACCUAUGUAGUGCAUUACCAGGAGACAUUUGCCCCUAUUGCUAAAGUGAACUCAAUCAGAGUAUAGCUAUCUUGUGCUGUCUACUUUGAUUGGGAUCUACAACAAUUUGAUGUGAAAAUGCAUUCCUCAAUUGAGAUUUGGAGGAGGAAGUGUAUAUGGAAAUCCCUCCUAGAUUUACUGAUGAAAAAACACAAGGAAAGGUGUGUAGGCUAAAGAAGGCUUUGUAUGGGUUGAAGCAGUCACCUAGAUUUUGGUUUGAUCGAUUCAGUAGAGCUAUGAUUUCCUUUGGCUAUCAACAGAGCAAUACUGAUCAUACCCUAUUUAUCAAACAUUACAAGGAUAAAAUUACUCUUCUUAUAGUUUAUAUUAAUGACAUAGUAAUGACAGAGGAUGACAAUAAAGAGAUGACUCGGCUGAAAAAGUUUUUAGCUUAGGAGUUCAAAAUUAAAAAUCUAGAAAAACUGCAAUAUUUCUUGAGAAUCGAGGUUGCCAGGUUAAAGAAGGAAAUUUUUAUUUUUCAGAAAAAAUAUAUUAUGGAUCUUUUAGAAGAAGCUGGUAUGUUAGGUUGCAAACCAGUAGAAACUCCCAUUGAGAGCAAUCACAAGCUAUAAGCAGGGAUUGGUGAAUCAGUGGAUAUCUAUCAAGGAUUGAUAGGCAGAUUGAUUUAUCUUUCGCAUACUUGACCAGACAUAGCAUAUGCAGUCAGCUUAGUCAGUCAAUUUAUGCAUGAUUCUCGCGAGUCUCGCAUGUAAGCUGUUUUUCGCAUUUUGCGAUACUUGAAGUCUGCUUCUGGAAAAUGUCUCCUAUUCUCUAAACACGAUCAUCUUUGUAUACAUUCAUUCACAAAUGCAGAUUGAGCUAGAUCCCUAGACGAUAGAAGGUCGACUAGUGGUUAUUGCACACUUGUGGAAGGAAACCUUGUCACUUAGAGAAGCAAAAAACAAAGUGUUGUUGUUCGAUCAAGUGCUGAGGCAGAAUAUAGAGUGAUAGCAUAAGGUAUUUGUGAACUCUUAUGGUUGCAGAGAUUGUUUUAGGAAUUGAAAUUAUUGGAGAGGGAGAAACUCCUCUUGUACUGGUUGUCAUCAGUAUAACUUACAAUUCGAUUCAACAUGACCGAACGAAGCAUAUAGAGAUUGAUCGACAUUUCAUUAAAGAGAAGUUAUUAAAUAGUGUCUGGAGGCUAGAUCACGUGACUUUCGAUGAACAACUAGCUGAUGUGUUUACUAAAGGGAUCAGCAACAAGAUCUAUCAUAUCUUGGUCAUGUGUGAUAUCUAUGCAUCAACUUGAAGGGAAGUAACAUAGAAAGUUCCUAAUUAGGAGAAUUCAAAUUUUUGGGAUCUUAAUUAGGCUUGUUUUAAGGGAUUUUAUUCUUAUUGUAAAUAUUUCUAAUUUAGGUUGAUUCUUUAUAUAUAAAUACUGAAACUUUGUAAAAAUCAGUUCAAUUGGAAUAGAAUAAAAAUUCUCUCCUAAAAUUCUUCAAAUUCAAUGGCUACCCCACCCGAAUAAUUAAACAUUCUAUAAUUAUGUAUAGUAUCUAUUUUUCAAAUUAUGUGUUAAAUCAUUUAUUGGUACAGUGAAGUAAAAAAAUUUAAAAUGAUAUAAUUAUGAAAAAUUUAAAAUAGGUUUUCAAUAAUAAGUAACAGUUAAGUUGGUACCUUGUUGGAGUUGGCUUUAUAUUAUUUCAUGGUUUCUUGGUCUUUGUCCUGGAUGACAGUUUUAUGUUUUCAUACUUUUAUGAUCCUCCCAGAUUAUAGUUUUAUGUUAUCAUAUUUUAUGUUCUGAAGUGAUCAAACUAUAAGAGUUUAUUCAAAAGGAUCAAGGUUAGAGGAAAAAGAGUUGUUCAAUUGAAUUUUAACCAUAAAUGUCCUUUCAUUAACCAGUAUUGAUCUUAUGCCAAAGUGGGUUUGGGUUACAUUUUAAAACUAACAUGAUUAGCUUUUCGUUCUCAUGUAUGUUUUCAUAUUAUAU